AUGAACUUGGAGUUACUUGAGUCAUUUGGACAGAACUACCCAGAGGAAUUUGAUGGGACGCUUGAUUCAAUAUCAUUAGCAGCAACUUGUGCCUUCAACAGAAGAGGUACUCUACUGGCAGUGGGAUGCAAUGAUGGCAGGAUUUUUAUAUGGGACUUUUUAACCCGUGGCAUAGCUAAAUCAAUAUCUGCACAUGUUUAUCCAGUUUGUAGCCUUAGCUGGUCCAGAAAUUGUAAGAAGCUACUCUCAGCAUCAACGGACCACAAUGUAUGUAUAUGGGAUGUUCUGACUGGAGAAUGUGAACAGAGGUACAGAUUUCCAACUCCAAUAUUAAGAGUGCAGUUUGACCCAAGAUGUGACAGACGAUUUUUAGUCUGUCCCAUGAGACAUGCAGCACUGCUGGUCGACACAGAAGGGGAACAUAAAAUACUACCUAUUGAUGAAGAUGGAGACAUAAAUGUAAUAGCAUCAUUCGACCGUCGUGGGGACCACGUGUACACAGGCAAUGCCAAAGGAAAGAUACUCAUUUUAGACUGUCAGUCGUUAGCGUUGAAAGCCAGUUUCAAAAUAACUGUUGGCACAUCAAGCACUACUAGCAUCAAAAGCAUAGAGUUCGCGAGAAGAGGAAAUUGUUUCUUAGUGAAUACAUCAGAUCGUGUUAUAAGAGUCUACGAUACGAACACAGUUCUCAGAUGUGGUAUGAACGGCGAACCUGAACCUAUACAAAAAUUACAGGAUUUAGUAAACAAAACGACAUGGAAAAAGUGCUGUUUCUCCGGUGACGGCGAAUACAUUUGCGCAGGUUCGGCGCGACAGCACGCCUUGUACAUCUGGGAGAAGUCUAUCGGCAACUUGGUGAAGAUCCUUCACGGAACCAAAGGGGAGUUGCUUCUCGAUGUCGUCUGGCAUCCGAUCAGACCGAUUAUAGCUAGUAUAAGUGCAGGUGUCGUAUCAAUCUGGGCACAGAACCAGGUCGAGAACUGGUCGGCGUUCGCUCCUGACUUCAAAGAGCUGGAUGAGAAUGUAGAGUAUGAGGAACGGGAGAGUGAAUUCGACGUGGAGGACGAGGACCGCUCUGUAGACCAGACAGGGGAGAGCCAUAAUGAUGAGGAAGUCGAGGUUGACGUAACGACGUGUGAGCCGGUGGCAGCUUUCUGCAGUUCUGACGAAGAAGGCGAAGACGAGAAUAUGUUGUCCUUCUUACCUAUUGCGCCAGAGAUUGAGGAUCCAGAGGAUGGUUGGGCAGCUACCCAAGAAACAGUUACACCGACAGAAACACCUGAGAAGUUAGAACCUGCCGCUAAGAGGCCAAAGAGUAAGACCUACGACAUAUCGCUGAAGAUAGCGCCACCUGAGCAACCGUUAUCGUUUGGAGGUAAAAAUAAGCAAACAUCUGGAAGUAAAAAGGUUGCUGGCCGUCCUCGUAAAUAG
Messenger RNA from Arctia plantaginis, 1431 nucleotides. The record is from the annotation of a GenBank genome assembly. NCBI's taxonomy places the organism in Eukaryota, Metazoa, Arthropoda, Insecta, Lepidoptera, Erebidae.